CGGGGUUAGAGUUCAGUAAAUACUGAUGAUGUCAUCGUCUGAAGAUGGCUGAAGGAGAAGGCUGGUGGGGAGGCUGGCUUCAGCAGAGUUUCCAGGCCGUCAAAGACAAGUCAUCUGAGGCCUUAGAAUUCAUAAAGCGAGACCUGACAGAGUUCUCCAAUGUGGUGCAGCAUGACACCGCCUGCUCAAUUGUGGCCACAGCCACUGCUGUCAAAAACAAACUUGCGGUUGAAGGCUCCUCAGAGACCUCAGAAAAGGUGAAGAAGAGCCUCUCUAGUUUCCUAGGGGUGAUAACGGAUACACUUGCUCCACCCCCUGAUAAAACCAUUGACUGUGAUGUAAUUACGUUGGUGGCAACACCUGCGGGAACUACAGAGGUCUACGACAGUUCUAAGGCACGUCUCUACAGUCUGCAGGCUGACCCUGCCACAUACUGCAAUGAGCCUGAUGGUCCCCCAGAGCAAUUUGACAACUGGCUGUCUGGCGUCAGUUUGGAAGAUAAGAAAGGAGAAAUCUCAGAGCUUUUGGUCAGCAGCCCUUCUAUACGAGCCCUUUACACCAAAAUGGUGCCAGCAGCUGUAGCCCAUUCAGAAUUCUGGCAGCGGUAUUUUUACAAAGUCUUCCAGUUGGACCAGGAGGAGGCGAGGAGAGUGGCCCUGAAGCAGAGAGCAGAACAGAGUACUCACACAGAGACUCUGGGCUGGGAGGAGGAGGAGGAGGAUGAUUUCCUCGGCACCCCGUCAUCAUCACAAUUCAACUUCACGCCCCUGUCAGACAAGAGCUCAACCCAACUGUCCACAGCCUUGACAGCUCCCACAGGAGCAACCCUGCUGAGCCCCGCUCUGUCUCCCAGUGACGAGCGAGACGCCACCCCUUCGGUGAGCAGCGACAGCGUCAGCCUGCCGACGCAGGUUGAGGUGCGGCCAGAGCCUGUCGUCACAGAGCUGGCCAAGAAACUGACAGAAGCUAGAGUGGAAGAUGUCGCAGACAAGACGCAAGAAGAGCAGAAGGCGGCAAAGAGUGACUCAACUCCCGAGGCUCAGGCAGAAGCUGUUGCACAUCCAGAGGUCACUUGUGAUGGGGUGUCAGCGCGUGCUUCUGCCCAAGCCUCAAAACCAGAGGCCACGAAGGAGGACGGGCCCCAGGACCUGAGAGUGUUUGAGCUUAACUCUGACAGCGGAAAGUCUACACCCUCUAAUAAUGGCAAGAAAGGAUCCAGUACUGAUGUGAGUGAGGACUGGGAGAAAGACUUUGACCUCGACAUGACAGAAGAAGAGGUCCAAAUGGCCCUCUCUAAAAUUGAAGCUUCUGGGGAGCUGGAUGAAGAUUGGGAGAACUGGGACUGAGAGCCACCGCAACACGAACUCUGUCCCGCCAUUAAAGCUAGUUCUCGGCAGAUGAACCAUGCUUAACGUGUUUUAACUCUUUGUCCACACUGUCACCAUGUCAUGAUUGUCAGUAGGGGAUUUUUCCGGCGGGUUUGGACCACAUCGGUAAACCCGACGAAAAGAGCAACAAGAAGACCAAGGCAAUAAGAAUUAGACUGCUCCUUCAGCUUAGUGCAGAUAGGCUGUUAGUGAGGGUAACGACUCAGGUCUUGGUUAUUUCUUGGAGUAACUUCUGGCUUAGAGAGCAUAUGACACUAGUAAUAGAGAGAGGUUUGAAAUCAUUCUGACCUAAAGCUUAAGGAUACAGUGACAAGUCAGAAUGUGAAAGGUCUCACCACAGCAAGGGAAGAGCUGUUUCCGCUUUUUUCUUUUACACCAUUAAAUACAUUAUGUACGUCGUUGCGAGCGUAUUUCGAGUCGGGCAAAGACUUAAACCGUAGGCUGAAAAAAAAUAGCCUUAAACUGUAAUGCUGCUUGUCACUUUUCCAAGAUGAAAUACUUUGCGAGUGAUGAUUUUUUUGAAUGAUGAUCGAUCGAUUCAGCUCUACCCAUGUACCGCUUUCUUUCUCAUCUUUUAUUAUGCAAGUGAAUCUUCAAAAUGGAAACAAAUAUUUUGGCCUUCGUUCACAGAGCGCUUUUCAUUUUGGAUUCACUCCCAACUCUAUAUACAUGGCCUUGUAAAACACACAAUAGUGUGAUAAUGUUAUUAAAUCGUUUUUGUUUCAAGUCAGUUCGACCACAACCCCCCCUUCUUUUUUGUUGUUGCUCUCAUGUGAUUGAUUUAAAUAUAUGAGCUUGUUGCAGGCUACGUUGUUUUUUUCCGCUUGUUUCACUAUGAGUUGUUUAUCUGUUCGUCUUAUGUUGGUAGAGGGAAUUUCUUAAUUAUCAAUCAUUAAGAGAGAAGUCCUGUUUGACUUAAUGAAAAGAAAUCAGACUGUUCUCGGUGUCAUGAUACCGGGUUGAAUUUGAGCAUAGCAUCUCUCAUUUACUUUUUAUAGGAGCAAAUCUGCAGUUUUAAGUUUCUCUGUCGGCCCAUGUUUGGAACACAGUAACUCAGCAGGCAGUGUGCCAAGUAGACCAAGGAGCAAUGCGAGCACGCUCCAUGCUUUUGAUUUCCUUUUCCAUCAACUGUAAUGUCACAAGAAAAAGAAAUCAGCCUAGAGAUGUAAUAUUUAUACUAAAAUAAAUGCUUAAUUAUUGUAUUAUGUGCUUUGGAUUGCAUGUCUGUGCAAUAAUAUUAUGCAAAACAUUGUGCAGAUGUUUACUGUUGAGUUGUAUGUUUUCCGGUAAAGACAUUGGCUGUUCUUCAGGUUUUUGUGUUUCUGACAACGUGUUGCAUGUCUAUAAAUUCUCGGCUGUGUAUUCCCUUCAGAUUCACACUUGGAGCUUAAUCGAAGCUGUUCUUCACACAUCUGUUUUCAAAGCUGUCGAGUUCUUCUUUUUUUAAGUCAAGUCUUUCACUAUAUUUUUCAAAUGAUCAUUGUCAUUAAAGCUUUCAUGGCUAA
Messenger RNA from Scomber japonicus (chub mackerel), 2893 nucleotides. RefSeq names its product BSD domain containing 1 (gene bsdc1). Lineage: Eukaryota; Metazoa; Chordata; Actinopteri; Scombriformes; Scombridae. The record is from RefSeq and is a predicted model, not a curated record. The transcript has 11 exons. Bases 45 to 1346 code for a protein of 433 amino acids. Gene Ontology annotation, cellular component: cytoplasm.